This is a messenger RNA of Diaporthe citri, 1431 nucleotides long. RefSeq lists its product as uncharacterized. The transcript has 3 exons. The record is from RefSeq and is a predicted model, not a curated record. The coding region runs from base 1 to 1431 and encodes 476 amino acids. Lineage: Eukaryota; Fungi; Ascomycota; Sordariomycetes; Diaporthales; Diaporthaceae.
AUGCAAAACACGAACACAAUUCUGCCGAACCCCUUACAUUUGCCACAAGACCUAGCCGUUCCAUUCUUUCUCACUUAUGUCACCGACGUAGGUCGCAGUGUGGAAUCGACACGCGGCUUCAUGGAGUUUGUCCGCCCAGUCCUCGAGUCUGAAAACCCCAGUUCAGCUCUCUUCGCCGCAGUCAACGCCGUGGCGGUCAAAGUGUGGACAAUGAUAGGGCACAAGCACGUUUCCGACUCACUGCCUAUUCAUUUACUUGGUCAAGCGCUCGUGCGGCUGCGCCAGGCGACCAAUGAUCUUGAAGAAAGGGCACGGGACGCAACGGUGCUGGCGGCUCUGGUGCUCCAGAUGCAUGACACUCUAUCCGCUGUGUCCGGUCAAGCCAAGGCCCAUGGCAUGCACCGCGAUGGUGCAUUGGCUUUGCUUUCACAACGAGAUGAUAGCUCCCACAGCUCCAAAUACCAUGCAUAUCUCGUCGGCAACCUCUUACAUUCUAGAGUGUCCCGGUCCGUCAGAAUCGGCAAUGCGUUAUCUUCAAUUGAGCUGGCAUGGCUCAAAACUCAGGUCAUACCUGUUCUGCCUAUCAACCCAAGCUCACUACUCGACAUUAUUGGUGUCUCUAUCGCCAGUCUUCAACACGAUUUCUGCGACCCCUCAGUAACGCUUCGUGCACACCCAUCGAGACUGCAGGAGCUACGCGAGCGAAUUCAAAGGUCAGACAAUCAGCUCCAGAAUUGGCUGGAAAGCAUAGCACCGCUUUGGUACCCGAGAAGAAUGCAGAGCAGGAAAGACAUUGACCCAUGUAUCGAAACGUACCAUGGUGCUUGUGACAUUUACCCAAGCAUCCAGAUCGCGAAUAUCUGGAACACGUGGCGCACUUAUCGCCUUAUCCUCGAACGAACCAAGUCCCGACUCACAAAACUUCUUGCUCUUUCUUGUAAUGGAGCUUCAAGCACAGAGAAUGAAAUAAAUCCCGGAGAUUCGACAUGCGAGGUCAAGGAACUUGUCGAUGCUAUAUGCUAUAGCAUUCCUUUUUAUCUCGGUAAUUGCACUCGGCCCGGAAUCUUGCUCAACAUGGAGAACCCCCACAACAAAUUCCCAAGCUAUCAUGACCUGCCUCCAAGCGAUGAAGCGUUCCUCACCUACACAACGAGUGAUCAAUAUGUGUCGAGAUUCGAUCACUCUUGCCAUGUCAACCUGCACGCCGCCCUCAUCGCCAUCGCCGCCCAGAUCACCCAGGUCCUCGCCGCCGCGGCCGUCGACCACGUCGCAUUGGAAUGCGGCACCUACGUGGCCGCGGCCGAGAUCCGCAAGUGCUUGGAGCACCCGCUGUGCGCCAGCGGCGUGUCCGCCCGCCCCGACAGGGCCAGCCUGGAGAAGUGCGGGUGCUGGUACGGCGGCGACUCCGGCUGCCGGAAGCGGUUCUUGUAG